AUGAACAUCAGAAUUGACUCUUGCAUGCUCCACAGCCUGGAAAGACGUUUGGAAAGAAUUGAACAACAAGCGAAUUACAUUUCAGCUACCCUCAAACAAUUAAACGCCAAACUUAAUGAAUAUAUACGAAAUGAAGAGAACAGAAAUUGCGAAGAAAAGGCACGGAAGCCAUUAGAUCAUUCGCAUCACUUGUUACAAUCUUUACAACAUCAUCUAUGUGACGCAAUCACCUUUAGAGAAAAUCCAUCAGUUGAGAAAACUAACGAUCCACCAGUUGAGAAAGAUGAGAAUACAUUAUCAACAUGGAAUCAACCAACUCCAUCAAAACAAGAAAAAGAAUACAAGCCAAAGAACAAACCUCGCAAAACAAGAAGGACCACACAAGCUAAAAAACAAUCAUCCACCGACAAAGGCAAGCCAAAAAGAAAAACAAAGCAAAAGAACAAACUUCACGAUCAUACUAAUCAUGGACAAAAAGGCAAGAUACUAUAUUUGUAUUAUGAUGAUCAGUGCUAUCAACAAUUCGAUAAGAAACGUGUAAUGAAUCAUAAAUACACUCACAGCAUUAUCAUGAGAACCUACUCGAGGAAACAAACCAAUAUUGGGAGGAGAAUCUCUUCUGAACUAGCUCUUGAUGAUAACUCAAACGACUCUCAUUUCAAAACCACCAUGGAUGAUGAUAUUAGCAUUUCGGGAGAUGAUGAACAGCAAUCAAAGACGGAAGAUACAUCAAAAACAACCUCAUCACCAGCAAUGACCACUUCUACAAUGGCCGACGACAAUAGUUCGAGUAAUGAGCGAUCCUACGAGAAGAGGCCUCGAGUAUCCAAGAGAAAACAAAGAACAUCAACCACAUCAUCCAAACGAAAAUAUGAACCAACAUCGGAGGAAAGUGAAAGUAGCCAUGCAUCCGAUCAUGAAAGAAAAGCCUCCUCCGAAGAUGAGGAAUAUACAGAAAAGAAAAAGAAGAAGAAGAAAACCAGUAAAAAGAAAUCUUCUUCUCAAAAGAAAAAGAAACGACAAUCACCAACGAAUGCUCUUCAAGAAGAGUCCGAGGAAGAACAAGAUGAACAAUUGAAAGCCUAUCUCGAAAAAAGCAAACAAAUACUUUGCCCAAGUUGA
Molecule: messenger RNA, 1122 nt
Organism: Naegleria fowleri
Lineage: Eukaryota; Heterolobosea; Eutetramitea; Acrasida; Naegleriidae
Exons: 2
Coding region: 1-1122 (373 amino acids)
Source: RefSeq, a predicted model, not a curated record